Racocetra fulgida is the source of this 298-nucleotide messenger RNA. Lineage: Eukaryota; Fungi; Glomeromycota; Glomeromycetes; Diversisporales; Gigasporaceae. The record is from the annotation of a GenBank genome assembly.
UAUCAAUUUAAAUUACUUAUCAGAGGAAGUAAUGAUGGAUUCAAAGCAUCAGAAUUUCAUGAAAAAUGUGACGACAAAGGGCCGACUUUAAUAGUUUUGAGAGUCAAAGACACAAAUGAAAUUUUGGGUGGUUACAAUCAUUUAAACUUAUGUUUGAAUAAAGAUUUUAAAAAUGAUUGUAAAAAUUUUUGCAAAAAGCUCGUUUACAGUGAAUCAAUUAGAAAUACCAAAGAUUGUUUUUCUGUAGACGAAUAUGAAGCUUAUGAAGUAAUUACAAAUAAUCCAAAUAAUUUGAAUG